Messenger RNA from Danio aesculapii, 2082 nucleotides. RefSeq names its product LUC7-like (S. cerevisiae) (gene luc7l). Gene Ontology annotation, molecular function: mRNA binding. Gene Ontology annotation, biological process: mRNA splice site recognition. The record is from RefSeq and is a predicted model, not a curated record. The transcript has 10 exons. Bases 311 to 1486 code for a protein of 391 amino acids. Lineage: Eukaryota; Metazoa; Chordata; Actinopteri; Cypriniformes; Danionidae. Gene Ontology annotation, cellular component: U1 snRNP; U2-type prespliceosome.
GCUUAAAAAAUAGAAUAUAUAAAUGUAAUAUAUUAGUUAGGGUCAAUGACCACCUCUCGUUCUGUUAAAUGAGUGCAAUUUCACAUAAAUAGUAAUGGAUGCAAGCAUUAAAUCUAAAAGAGCAUUAUCAAGAGGAAAUGUGACUUUAAAGUAAAUAAUGUGAUAUGAAUUUGAUUGUUGAAGAGGAUUUUAGCUAAAGAUGAGUAAACAGAAGGGAGAGGAAUUGAAUUUGUUGAAUUGAGUUAAACUGGCUGUAAGAAAUCUCACCCUCCGUGUGAAUGAAGCGACUGUCUGUGUGAAUGCUGCUGAGAUGAAUUCAUAUGCUUCCCGUGCAUUUGUUUCAUACAGACUGAACAAUUGUGGCCCCUUUAUUCUAUUCAUUAAGGUUCAGUGUAUGUUUGCCAGCCUACAUCUGCAAGGGAGUUGCAGAAAAGCCUCAUGUUCAUCGAGCCGAGAUGAGUCGAGACAGCGGGUUAAAUUCACAGACGAGCGCGUCUGCAAAUCUCACCUGCUCAACUGCUGCCCGCAUGACAUCCUCUCUGGAACGCGGAUGGACCUUGGCGAAUGCUCUAAGAUCCAUGACCUGGCACUGAGGGCCGACUAUGAGAUCGCGUCUAAAGAGAGAGACUUGUUCUUUGAGCUGGAUGCUGUGGAUCACCUGGAGUCCUUCAUUGCUGACUGUGACCGCAGGACUGAACUGGCCAAGAAGCGUCUCGCUGAGACUCAAGAAGAGAUCAGCGCUGAGGUGGCGCAAAAGGCAGAAAAGGUUCACGAGCUGAAUGAGGAGAUCGGGAAGCUGCUAGCAAAGGCUGAGCAACUCGGCGCUGAGGGAAAUGUGGAUGAAGCGCAGGAGGUUCUGCAGGAGGUUGAGAAAGUCCGAUCUAGGAAGAAGGAUGCAGAGGAAGAGUACAGGAACUCUAUGCCUGCAUCUAGUUUCCAGCAGCAGAAGUUGCGUGUCUGUGAGGUUUGCUCCGCCUACUUGGGUCUCCAUGACAACGACCGGCGUCUUGCAGACCACUUUGGCGGGAAACUGCACCUGGGUUUUAUCCAGAUCAGAGAGAAGCUGGAGCAGCUGAAGAAAACCGUGCUGGACAAACAGGAGAGGAGAAACCAGGAGCGACUGAAGAGAAGGGAAGAGCGGGAGAGAGAGGAGAGGAUGAAAAAGAGGACCAGAUCACGCAGUCGAGAACGCAAGAGGUCUCGUUCCCGUGAGCGUGAUCGAGAGCGCAGACGCCGGCGUUCCCGCUCCGCUUCACGAGAGAAACGCCGUUCCCGUUCUCGCUCCAAAGAGCGCGACAGACGCAGACGACACCGAUCUCGAUCCAGAUCCCGCUCACGCCACAGCAGAGAACAGUCACACAAGUCUUCACGAGACCGUGAUCGCGAGAGGGACAGCAAGCGCAGCUCAUCCGAGCGGAGAUCAGACGGGCUGAACGGCAGGACAGAAUCUCGUCGCCAUGAUGACAGAGAAGCCGGAGAGAUCUGAGUCAUCUCACGUUACCAUAGCGAACACCCAGACCGCUCCCAUACACACACACACACACACACACACACGCAUAUACCCACUUUUAUAUUCAUCAUGUUUGCUUCGUCCAUAGUAAACUGCCCACGUCCUCAUCCAUUACAGUCUCUGUAGUCGUUAAUAUCUCAGUCCAGUGAGAGCUGCACCCGUCUCAUCCACUGUGUUGAAAUGAAAGCUGUGUGUUUGAGUGUGUGUAGGUUUGAGGUUUGUUUAUUUCUUUUAAACAAACAUCUACUGCCGUUAUUUUUGCCCCUUCAUAAUGUCCUCGUCUCCCUUUACUCUUGGAAUGUAGAUUUGAUUUGUUUUGAGGGAAUGUGUGCAUGUUGUUUUUGUUCUGAAAGCUGUUCUGAGGUCAGUUUAAACGCCCCUUUCUUUAAAUCUAGCUCCAUUGUUUUCCCCAUAGAGAGAGAGAGAGAGAGAGCUGUAGGAGAUGAAGAAAUCUGAACAAGCGUGUUCUUGAAGUGUUGUUUCAGAUUUAUUAUGUACAUGAUCUUUUAUAAUGCCGUUUUGAUUUCAUGUUGUCCUUAUUAAAGUGCAUUAAAUGGUUUUAUGAAUUGAAA